This is a messenger RNA of Polypterus senegalus (gray bichir), 3300 nucleotides long. RefSeq names its product chromosome 14 C1orf210 homolog (gene c14h1orf210). The transcript is spliced from 6 exons. Gene Ontology annotation, molecular function: protein binding. The record is from RefSeq and is a predicted model, not a curated record. NCBI's taxonomy places the organism in Eukaryota, Metazoa, Chordata, Cladistia, Polypteriformes, Polypteridae. Bases 1 to 1716 code for a protein of 571 amino acids.
AUGGUUCGGGUGAAGUGCCUGUGUGACUUUCAUUUUACAGAUGAUGCAGCAAUCACCGCUCACUCAGCUGAUGACCUCCAACUACUUCUGGAUGGCUUCAGUGGGGCUUGUUGUGACUUCGGUCUCACCACUAGUCUGACAAAAACACAGGUCAUGGGGAAGGAUGUGGACUCUUCACCCAGCAUCAGAAUCUCCAACCAUGAAGUGGAGGUCAUCUAUGAAUUUGUGCACCUGGGCUCAACCACCUCAGACUCCCACUCACAAACAUAUCGUUACCUGAGGGCGCCUGACUGCCCCCACCCCCCCCACCCCCCUCCUUCUGGUGGGAUUCUCUUCCCUCAGCAGUUACACAUUAACCAGGGUGCAGCGCCAGCCUGCAGUUCACCUUUGUACAACUGGCUUCCAUUUCGUGCCGAGGACUUGUCAGAAGAGGACUUGAGGGCGGCUUGUCGUGGCCUUUUUCGUUUGGACUUGGAAAUCCAGGAGUCGACAGAUCCUUUUUAUGCAUGGGACAGUCAACUGCAUACAAAGAAAUUCACCCCCAGUGCCAACUGUGAAGUUUCUGUGUGCUCUCUGGACAUUUUCUUGAAUCAACCAAGAAUGGGACGUGCCAGGGUGUUUCUCAGUGUGGCCAUCUUUGGAUUUGCACAGUUCAUCUUUGUGGCAUCGAAUGAAUGCCAUGUCAAUGAGGAGAUAUGGAACUGCAGCAUGAAAAAUUUGAAACAAAUACCUGAUCUUCCUGAAAAUGUGACUAUCUUGGAUUUGUCGCUGAACAAGAUCAAUUUUUUGGGCCCAGAAGAACAAAACUCCUUGCGGCACCUUCAAAACCUGCAUCUCCUCAACCUCUCCAAUAAUCCCAUCCCUCAUUUAAAAAGCGGGAUACUGUCAGGCCUCAGGAAUCUACAGCUCCUUGACCUAAGCAGCUGUGGCUUGGAGACGAUUGAGCCUGAUGCAUUCCAAGGCCUGACCAACCUGAUGAUGCUGAUCGUGAGCAAUAACAAACUGAAAGGCGCCCUGCCAGAGGCUCUGCUUCAGCUGGACAGUUUAGUUGUCUUGGAUCUGCGUAACAACGAUUUAACCAGGGCAGAUCUCAACUUUCGGGAAUGGCUGGAGAAAGUAAAGGUCCUUCGGCUUCAAGGCAAUAAGUGGAACUGUUCACACGAGGAAAAUGAGCAAAUUCUGAUGAGGACAGCAGCCUCCACAAUAAAAUGCCUCUUGCAAGAUAAACAGAAAGACUGGGCAAUCAGACACGAAGAGUGGAGAGAUGAGCAUGCGUUCUCAUUAUUUUUGAAGAAGAGAGAUACCAUUUCCCUUCAAAAUAACACAAAGGUGGCUGAACAAGAUGACAAGGCCAGCAGAGGAUACAGCUGGCAGUACAUUGUGAUAGUGUUGGGCGUCGCUAUCGGCUUGUCUGUCUUUAUAGCCGUGGCAGUGAAAUGCAAGCUCUUUCACCGCUAUCUCUCCAGCUACCGACAUAGCCUGCUCAAUGAGCCUGAUGCCUACAGUAAUUAUGAGCCCGAUAACAUGGCGGUGAGAAUCCCGGAUCAAUACCGUACAGGAAGCCAGACGCAUGCGUCCACCCACAGUGCCACUGAGCUUGAAGAUGAUGAUGAUGGAUUCAUUGAAGACAACUAUAUCCAGGCCAGUGAAAGACAGCGGGCAGAGCAGGAGGCAGGACUUGAUGAGGAGGAUGAUCUGCAUUUUACUAUUUCUUAAAACAAAAAAAAAAUAUAAACAGAAAGGGUUGUAGUUAGUAGGUAGUUUCUGGUUUAGAAAUGUUUUUGUCUGUACUCCAUAAUACUCCACUAUGUGCCAGUCAGAAUGAUCAGGUACUGUACGUGAUCAGAAAGGAAAGCAAAAUGCAAAUUUUAUAAACAGGGCUUAAAUUAGAGGAGAGGCCUGUCCCAUUUGCUUCUGCUACACAAAACUCAGGCUAAGGCUAGUAAGCCUUUGAAAACAGCGGUGAUACAAGAACAAAACAGCAAAGCUUUCUACCAAGAGCAUAAGGAUCCUGACAAGUGAGAGACCAUUUGGUCCGUCCACCUCUACAACUGUAUACAUAUUACAGAAAGCACUUUAUAGAAACAGUCUACUACUCCCCCUUACAAGGUCCCGAAAUAUCUGGUGGGUGCUGCAUCUGCUGUCCCCAAAGCACUGCACAUUUACCUCACUCACCAAGUUCUGACUGCCUCACUUCCUUCCAUCUUUCCUCCUAGUUUUAGACCGAGUACUGGCACAUGCCAUAGUAUAAGUUUAGGGCAAAAUAUUAUAAUUUAUCACAUAUUGAUUCAUCUUUGUUUUAUUAUUUAUUUGCUAAGUAAAAGACCCAGUGUGCUCUCUGAACAAUUCAAUAAAAACUGAAGAUGAACUGAAAUAACACUUAAAAAUCCCCCAAUUCCGUUUUGGCCAAGCCCAUCGUCAAAUCUGCAAAGCACAUAGAAAUCGUGCUGUUUCUUCUUCUACCAUCAGAACCCCCAGGACACACCAGGCUGUCAUAACUACAAUCAGUCGUAAUUACAGAGCUUCUUGAAUAAAACACUCCCUGGCCUCAGUGUUCUGUUCUUGAGGUGUUGCUCCACUGCUUUCCCCAGGAGUCACCACCAAAUAUGGGACCUUAUGAUUAAGUUUUACAAGCCACUGUUUGGCACACUGAUGAAAGGAUAACAAUACAGAGUGCAAAUAUUGUUUGUUUGGCUUGAAAUAGAUACAAAUACUCUCAUGCCUACAUGAUGAAAUCCACAUCUUUGCUGUCUCGAUCUUUAUUCUGUACUCGCUUCGCACGCCCAGCCCUUCCCCCAAAACCCGGGCCGUGUUAUGCACCAGCCAUUUCACGUCUCUGCUGCUCGCGUUGUGGGGCUGAACGCACGCUAAGGAGAUGCGGUCAGAUCAGCUGGUGGCUUGUUGCUGCUGCCGAGUUGCGUGUUCUGCUUGUCACGCUGUGCGUCGAUCAUUGAAAAGCCAGCAGAUGUUCUAUUGUCUCACGGGAUGUCAAAGUGUCUUUCCGAGAAGAUCACGUCUCGACCCAAGAUUUUUUUUAUUAUAAUAGACAGACAUGCAUACACUACUAGUUGAAUGUUUGUGCACAGCCAGAAAUUUGAAUGUUUAUAAUAGAAAUUCUGUUUUAAUCAGGAUACCAUUAAAUUGAGUUGAAUAAUACAGUCAAGACAUUACUAGUGUUGCAUAAUGGCUGUUACUGCUUUGAAAUUACUAAUUUUUAAUUUAUUAUUCACAUUUAGAUAGAUAGAUAGAUAGAUAGAUAGAUAGAUAGAUAGAUAGAUAGAUAGAUAGAUAGAUAGACAG